This is a messenger RNA of Cololabis saira (Pacific saury), 1790 nucleotides long. It is a transcript of the gene tra2b, whose product is annotated as transformer 2 beta homolog. The transcript has 8 exons. Gene Ontology annotation, molecular function: RNA binding. Gene Ontology annotation, biological process: positive regulation of mRNA splicing, via spliceosome. NCBI's taxonomy places the organism in Eukaryota, Metazoa, Chordata, Actinopteri, Beloniformes, Belonidae. Bases 126 to 962 code for a protein of 278 amino acids. Gene Ontology annotation, cellular component: spliceosomal complex. The record is from RefSeq and is a predicted model, not a curated record.
GCGCCCCCUGCCGCCGGGAGGAAACCCGUCUCCGAGUCCGCUCACAGCCACAUUAGCACAGCCCUGAUAGCACAGCCAGCGUGCUCCACGGUAAAAUAUCGAUUAGUCUAGUAAAAUCACUAACAAUGAGUGAUAACGACAAAGGAAGGGAGUCUCGCUCCGCUUCCAGGAGCUUGAGUCCGCGGGAAUCUAGGAAGUCGGCAAGCCGGUCCCUCACUCAUUCACCCGCCGGUUCGAAAGAUGGCUCCCGCCGCUCUCGCUCCAGGUCUAAAUCUCGCUCCCAUUCUUACCACGGCUCACGGAGAUACCACAGCCGAUCUCGGUCCCGCUCGAGGUCCGACCGCCGGCGGUCUCACAGCAGGUCCUACAGUGGAGAGCGCCGGCGCAGGAGCCACAGUCACUCUCCGAUGUCCAACCGUCGCAGGCACAUCGGGAACCGGGCUAAUCCGGAUCCAAACUGUUGCCUGGGAGUGUUUGGCCUGAGCUUGCACACCACCGAACGGGACCUGAAGGACGUCUUCACCAAAUACGGGCCCCUUGCGGACGUCUCCAUCGUGUGCGACCAGCAGUCCAGACGCUCCAGGGGAUUUGCUUUCGUUUACUUUGAGAACAACCAGGAUGCUAAAGAGGCGAAGGAGCGAGCCAAUGGCAUGGAGUUGGACGGUCGUCGAAUCCGGGUGGAUUUCUCCAUCACGAAAAGACCUCACACCCCGACCCCGGGGAUCUACAUGGGGAGACCCACAUAUGGUGGUGGUGGAGGUGGUGGAGGCGGUCCCAGCGGUCCUCGGCGACAUCCACGAGAGUACGAUCGUGGAUAUGACAGAGGAUAUGACAGAGGAUAUGAUCGCUAUGACGACAGGGAAUACUACAGAUCCUACAGACGGCGAUCUCCAUCACCAUACUACAGAGGAGCGUACAGGUCUCGGUCAAGAUCCCGCUCCUAUUCUCCCCGUCGCUAUUGAUCAUUGAUCAAAUUCCUUCUCUUCCCAAGGACGGACAGGAAAAAUUUAUGACAAAUACAGUAGACUUUGCAGUGCACCAUCUUUCUUAAAGGGAUAUUUGGCUUUCUUUCAAACAGACUUGUAUGAGGCGAAUUCUGUGUUGUUGGGCAUCUGGGUGGUUAAUUCCCGCGGUAUAUGUGGAGCAAUAUUUUUAGUGAUCGGCAUCAACAGUGAAGCAUGUAGUCGUGAUUUAGAAAAAACUGAAUCUGUAUAUUUUCACCACUUUACGGGGCAGUGGCAGUCUUUCUUUGCACAACCUGGGAGUUUUUCGUCCACCAAUAUAUCAACUGCUUAGGUUGUUAUCGUGUGACUUAAGUGUUUUGAAUCUUUCAGUUCAAGAUCUGAAAUGAGCCAAUACAUUUUUUUUUUAUUUUCUUAUUUUUCCCCAGGCAGUGGAGCCUUUCUUGUUCUGUGUUGUGCAGCCACAGUUAUACUUUCAUCAUAGUCACUUAGAAACAGGCGUCCAUGCGUGUAAUGGCAUCUGUUCGCCUGUAAGUGUGCCGACUGCAAUCUACUCUUGAGUAAAUUCACUAAGAAUGAGCGCUUAAUACAUUCCCACGUUAGGAAAAAAAACAAACUGUCCCUUUAACGUCAGAGCCGCAAUUGACUUUACACACGUUGUGAAAAAGUAGACUGACGCGAACCGUGAAGAACUUGCUCGAGGUUUUUCAUUUUAAAUGUAAAGUCUAAUUCUGCUGUUGUAAAUGUUAUUUUUUUGUUGUUUUAAAAAAAAAAAUGAAGUGGAAAAAUCACCCUUGACCAUAUUAAAAGGAGAUGUGUUGUUCUUUC